Molecule: messenger RNA, 567 nt
Organism: Humulus lupulus (European hop)
Lineage: Eukaryota; Viridiplantae; Streptophyta; Magnoliopsida; Rosales; Cannabaceae
Product: protein ALP1-like
Exons: 3
Coding region: 1-567 (188 amino acids)
Source: RefSeq, a predicted model, not a curated record
AUGUCACCUAUUCCGGAUCACUUUAACAGGACUAGCAGGCGAGUGGUUCAAGAAGCACUAACCAUGAUCCAUUCAGUUGCGGCAUCAGCUGUCAUCUACCUUCCGAAGGAAAUUCGUAGGAGCUCAGAAGAUGAAAGGUGGAAAUGGUUUAAGAAUUUUCUAGGGGCACUUGAUGGAACAUACAUCAAGGUCAAUGUUUUAGAAUCAGAUAGACCUAGGUAUCGAACUAGAAGGAACGAAAUUGCCACUAAUGUAUUAGGGGUGGUUUCCCAAGAUAUGCAAUUUAUUUAUGUUCUGCCUGGAUGGGAGGGUUCAACUGCUGAUUCAAUAGUUUUGAGAGAUGCUAUGUCUAGGACAAAUGGUUUUAAGGCUCCCCAAGGAUAUUAUUAUUUAUGUGAUGCUGGAUAUCCGAACAGUGAAGGAUUUUUAACACCAUAUAGAGGUCAACGAUAUCAUUUGAAUGAUUGGGAUAUCCCACCAAAUACUCCUGAAGAAUUUUUUAACAUGAAACACUCAUCUGCUAGGAAUAUAGUUGAGAGAGCAUUUGGAUUAUUGAAAGGACGAUGA